This is a messenger RNA of Fonsecaea multimorphosa CBS 102226, 1140 nucleotides long. RefSeq lists its product as uncharacterized. Gene Ontology annotation, biological process: protein N-linked glycosylation; cell wall mannoprotein biosynthetic process. The coding region runs from base 1 to 1140 and encodes 379 amino acids. The record is from RefSeq and is a predicted model, not a curated record. Gene Ontology annotation, cellular component: mannan polymerase complex. NCBI's taxonomy places the organism in Eukaryota, Fungi, Ascomycota, Eurotiomycetes, Chaetothyriales, Herpotrichiellaceae. The transcript is spliced from 2 exons. Gene Ontology annotation, molecular function: alpha-1,6-mannosyltransferase activity.
AUGGCGUACUUCGACAUGCGACAGCCACGGGGCAGCAAGCGGACCACUGCCCUCAGCAUCCUUUUGGGUGUUGUCUUCAUUUACUUCCUCUACAGCAUCCGCAACACCUCGAUCGACCAGUCCGAACUCCGCUUACGAGUCCAAACGUCCGCAGCCGACAACCCUCUAUCUCCUCCGACCUCAGCCUUUCGCAAGCAAUCCAACGCUCAAAAUGCCCACGGUGUCCGCCGCCCCCCUCCCGUCGUCCACUACCAACUCAAUAACCUGACCUCCUCGGCGUCGCCUGUCGAAAAGCACGAGAAAGUCCUCAUCCUCACACCCUUAGCCCGCUUCUACCCGGAGUACUGGGCCAAUCUUAUGGCCCUGUCCUACCCUCACGAGCACAUCAGCCUAGGAUUCAUCACCCCCAAGACGAAGGAAGGCAACGCGGCGACGGCGGCGCUACAAGAAGCAAUAAGGGAGACGCAAGCAGGACCGGAAGAGAAACGGUUUCAAUCGGUGACUAUAUUGCGGCAGGAUUUUGAGCCACCCUUGACUUCACAAGAUGAAAAGGAGCGCCACAAGAUGGAAAAUCAAAAGGUGCGGCGAGCGUCGAUGGCCCGGGCACGGAACAGCCUGCUUUUCACCACCAUCGGCCCGCACACAUCUUGGGUGUUGUGGUUGGACGGCGACGUGAUCGAAACUCCUCCCACGCUGAUCCAGGAUCUGGCCAGUCACGACAAAGCCGUCAUCGCCCCGAGCUGUAUGCAGCGAUUCAUCAACGACGAAGGAGAGGAGGACGUCCGGCCCUACGAUUUCAACACAUGGCGCGAUAGUGACGUUGCCCAGGAGCUCGCCAGCAAGAUGGGUCCGGACGAAGUUUUGCUUGAAGGAUACGCGGAGAUGGCCACGUAUAGGACACUCAUGACCAAGCUGGCCAAGAUGGGCAAGGAUCGUGACGAACGGCGUCUGAUGCCGUUGGAUGGUGUGGGUGGGACAGCACUUUUGGUGAAAGCCGAGGUGCACCGAGACGGGGCCAUGUUUCCUGCUUUUCCCUUCUACCAUCUCAUUGAGACGGAGGGGUUUGCGAAGAUGGCGAAGCGGCUUGGGUUCGAGGUUUGGGGUCUCCCCGAUUACUUUGUGUACCAUUAUAAUGAAUAG